AUGGGAGGUUUAACAUGGUUUCUUUUCAUUUAUUGCUUAGGUGGUCUCACAUUUCUUCCCCUCCUCAUAAUAGCAUUAUUACUUCACGCAUACUUUACCUUCCCGGUUCGCGACGAUGCCGAUUCACGAAAAGACGACGAGUCAAUCUCUCGACCUGGUGAUGAUGUUGAUGCCAUUAAAUCUGCACAAAGGUCCCUGGGCGAGAAGUUUCAACUUCACAAUAACCAUGAGGCAGAUGUAGCUGCUGGAUAUUUCGCUAUUUGUAGGGAAUACUCACCCGGAGGGGUGAAUGGGAAGCCUCCAGAACGAACAACACCUGUUGGGUCAACUGCGGUCUCGGCACCCAGUCCUAGCGUUUACCAAAGCAUGUACAGAAGCUUGUUCGAGAGAAAGACAAACAAUGGCCCGCUAGACAAUAAGGCAGCCGGGAAGCCACAGAAGAAGGGCGGCAACGUAUUCUACGUGGUCUUGAGACAUGGGCAUUUGAUGCUUUUUGAUGACGAUGACCAGCUCGAAGUUCGAUACGUAGUGUCUUUGGCACAUCACGAUGUUGGUAUAUACUCAGGACCGAACGACAUUACACCAGAAGGAGAAUUAUUUAUAAAGCGAAACGCUAUUUGCUUAUCGAGGAAGCGGGGUGUUGGUGAAAUGACUGCCGACGGCAAGCCUUCUCAGCCUUUCUAUUUAUUCUCCGAAAACUGCUCUGAUAAAGAAGAUUUCUAUUUUGCACUUCUUCGAAACCAAGAGUCCGGCUCGACCCCAAAACCACCGGUUCCGUUGCAGUACGAUGUAAAAGAUAUCAUUACUCUUGUCCAGAGGUUGCACUCUUCCGAAGAACAUCUUCAGACAAGGUGGAUUAAUGCAUUAAUCGGCCGAAUUUUUCUUGCGCUGUAUAAGACACCAGAGAUUGAGAAUUUCAUUCGGGCGAAGAUUACCAAGAAGAUAUCAAGAGUCAAAACUCCCAAUUUUUUGCGACAAAUUACUCUUCGCAACGUAGAUAUGGGAGCGGCCGCACCGGUGAUCACGAAUCCACGUUUGAAGGAUUUAACUGUGGACGGGCAGCUCAUCGUGGAAGCUGAUGUUCGUUACACGGGCAGUUUUCGUCUUGAGGUUGCUGCAAUAGCUCGCCUUGAACUCGGUGCACGCUUCAAGGCUCGGGAAGUGAACCUACUGCUGGCUGUUGUCUUGAAAAAGAUCGAAGGCCAUAUGUUACUCCGAAUCAAGCCACCCCCCUCAAAUAGGCUCUGGGUAACAUUUGAGACCAUGCCAAAGAUAGACAUGACAAUAGAGCCCAUCGUGAGUUCGCGGCAGAUUACGUACACGUUGAUUCUUCGCCAGAUCGAGAACAGGAUCAAGGAAGUUGUGGCUGAAAGCUUAGUCUUUCCCAAUUGGGAUGAUUCGCCCUUUGCCAGUAGCGUAGACAAGUUAUGGAGAGGUGGCAUCUGGGCAGAUGAUCGACGUGCGGAACCAUCUGAGAAUGCCGAAACCAUUGCAGCUGAGGAUGGAGACGUCGACGAGGUAGACAUUCUAGAAGCCGAGCGCGAUGACUCCACGGCAUCUACGCCGCCAGUCGAAAAGAGCUAUAGCACUCCUGUGCUUGAUACCAACUUUUCUAAAACGAUGCAUUCGCGCAAAGGCAUAAAGUCCACUUCAAAUCUUACCGGUCCAUUUUCUGGCAGCUCAUCGGGAGUCGAUGCACGGCCUUCGACAGGCGAUAAACCACGAGCUCUUCGUUCCGGAUCUUUUGCCAACGCCUCCUCCCCGGUCGUUACUACUGAUAUAACAAACGCGGACGCAUUCAAGCCCUCGAGCCCCCCCAAUGAAAAACAUGCCGCAACCGCAAUGGCCAAGCUAUCCGCGAAAUCCGACUUCCCUUCACAGAGUCCUACGGGGUCUCCCAACCGACCAACAAACAUCAGACUAACCAGUAGCCAAUCCUCGUCAUCUUCACGGGAUUCCUCACAUUCUGAGAAAGCUUCUACGAGCAAUUUCAAACCGCAAACUUCUUUGGAUCCAUCAUUGUUUACUGAUAAAUCUAGUAUCAAAUAUUACCCCUCAAGUCCAGCAAGUUUAAGCACUGCAUCAAUAAGAUCAGAAUAUCCAAUCCUCAAAGCUUCCGGGACUCCAAAACGCGAGAAUACUACAUCGUCGGCGAAAUCUUCAACUUCAGAGACCAAACGAUUGUCUCUUGCUGCUGUUACUAACGCGGCGGCAACGGCGAAGACCUGGGGUUGGAAUGCUAUUCAACGACGUAGCGAUCAGAAAGCAAGUAGCUCUUCAGAAUCAAUGGGACCAACCCAACCACGCGUUAUGGGGCGCGGACAACCCCUGCCCCCCCCUGGAGUGCCUCUACCUCCACCAGACAAAAAGACAAAAACGGCCCCCAUCCCCGUGCCGAAGCGGAAACUAAUCCCCCUUCCUGUUCUGCCACAGAGACAUCAAACGGAAGCGGCUACGAAUCGGCAGCAUCAAAAUUCUCAGCCACCCCCUUUACCUAGGCGUGCUUCUCGGAAGAACACGGACACUGGAGAUAAUGGCCUCCUAGUUGUGUCAGCACCAUCAGAACCGACAACACCAGUGACUGAAGAUUCGCCACAAUAUUUGCAACCGUGGGUAGAUGAUGUGGAUGAGUCGAUGGAAGAACAUCAACAAUCUAAAGAUGCCGCCUCUUCACUUUCUGCUCCUGUUGCUCAUGAGCCACCCCAACUCCCAAAGAGGCGGCACCCACGCCGAGUUGUCUCUACUAGCCCUGAAGAGGACGGGCACAAAUUACCCUCAUGGAUGGCGGCACAGGAGCAGGAAGCUCGGACCAAAAGCAAUUUCGUUGAUGAAGAUACAGGCCUAUGA
Sclerotinia borealis F-4128 is the source of this 2847-nucleotide messenger RNA. NCBI's taxonomy places the organism in Eukaryota, Fungi, Ascomycota, Leotiomycetes, Helotiales, Sclerotiniaceae. The record is from the annotation of a GenBank genome assembly.